Nezara viridula (southern green stink bug) is the source of this 7102-nucleotide messenger RNA. NCBI's taxonomy places the organism in Eukaryota, Metazoa, Arthropoda, Insecta, Hemiptera, Pentatomidae. The record is from the annotation of a GenBank genome assembly.
AUGGUUUAUUUUAAAAUAAUUAACUUAUUAACGUUUCAACAGGAAGCAGACGAAUCAGACGAAGAAGAGCAGUGCGCCCUGAGUGAGAACUGGACUUUUCAGCCGGAAAUACGUCGCUGGAGCAGAGUUUCCGAAGUGAACAGCCAAAAGUUGGCAGCACUGCAAGCUGCAGCCGGAGAUGAGCGGGGACAAAGAGGCCCCCGUUAUCAGGUACGGGAGCCUGCCCCCUGGCGCCCUGUCUCCGGACUCGGAACUCCUGGCGGCCAAGUUCAGGCGGAGCGGGAGCGAGAGGCUGCGGGACGGGGCCAAGGCCUUCCUCAGGCGGAUGGAGAGCCUCAAGUGGUCGAUAUAAUUGGAAUGGAAAAGAGAAUGAGAGAUCUAAAUUGUGUCGAUGUAUCCCCACCCGACUCACCUUUGCAAUCUGUGAGAUCCAGAAGAUUGCUUGCUAGACCAGAACCAGAUCUAGGAGCACUUUCUGACUCUGAACUUCCUUGGAGGCAAACAUACUACAAAGAUGCCAACAGCAAUAACGCUAAGGUGCUCGAUUUUACUGAUAUUGAGAGGAGAGGUGGCAGUUGUAGGGAGCGCUUGUCACCGUCUUCAAGAAGUGUAAGCCUUACAAACACUCCUGACAGUAACACGUUCCGAACGAGGCCAUUCAGGAAACCCCCUGAAAUAACAGUGUUCAAAGAAAAUGAUAUUGAAAGUGCCGAAAGUAGCAGUGCUAUAGCAGAUAGUGAUAGUGACACACCGAAACAGAAGGGUGUAGUAAGAUGGCACAGUUUUCAGCGAGGGUCAGUACGACCGGAGUCAUACCUUGGACAGCCAGUCAGCUCCAUGUCCAGUGGGCAGCUGAUGGUUCUUAGGAAACUAGCGCUACUUAAGCUUACUGCCAUUAUGGAGAAGCAUUGCCCUUCUCAUAGAACAGGCUGGAACUGGGAACUUCCCAAGUUCAUGAGGAAAAUGAAAAACCCUGACUAUAAAGACAAAACAGUAUUUGGCGUCCCUUUAGCUGUUACACUUCAAAAAAGUGGUCAACCUCUUCCUCUAUGUAUUCAGAGUGCACUCAGUUGGCUAAGAAGUAAUGCUCUCGACCAGGUGGGUCUUUUUCGCAAGUCUGGUGUAAAGUCAAGGAUAGAAAAACUCAAGUCACAAGCAGAAAGUGGUGACGAAAUGGUAUAUGAAGGCCAGCAAGUAUUUGAUGUUGCUGAUAUGGUGAAACUUUAUUUCAGAGACAUUCCAGGAAAGCUGCUAACUGACAAGCUGUCUGAGACAUUCAUUGCCAUCUUUCAACGUGAGCAAUAUCAUUCAAAUGUUCCAGUUAAUUUGAGAGUUGAGGCUGUGAAGUGUGCAUUACUGUUGUUACCUGAUGAACAUAGAGAAGCGCUACAUGCCUUGCUUGUCUUCCUGAAUGAAGUAGCAUCACAUUCCCCUACAAACCAGAUGUCAGCUUCCAAUUUAGCACUCUGCCUAGCACCAAGUCUCUUUCCCGACUACACUGCACCAUCUAGACCUGCAUCUCCACGUCGAGGAGCCCCUGAUCCUAGGCAGCUGGCACAUAACAAGGCAGCACACGAUUGUCUAUUAGCUUUAAUAAAGAACCACAGAGAAAUGUUUACAGUCUGUGACGAACUGCUGGCACAAUGUCACUUCUCAUAUAUGGAGCAGAGCGUGCCAGUUGCUCUAGAAGAGCUAGGCUCAGAGCUGGCCCAGGACUGGCGUGGCUAUAUGUACGCAUGCACUACUGCUCUCCUUAAGGAGGCUAGGGAAAAGACUAGAGGCUGGAUAGCAGUAGCUACUGGCCAAGAGGGUGUUGAAAUGUGGUACAAAAAAGUUGGAGAUGGUCAUCCUCUGAGGUUAUGGCGUGUCAUGACUGAAGUUGAAGCUCCUCCUACAGAAUUACUGCACCGAAUUCUAAGAGAGAGAGAGACAUGGGAUCCUAGUCUGGUCAAGUGGCGUGUUGUUGCUCGACUUGAUCCCAAUGCUGAAGUUUUUCAGUUCCUUACUGCCAGUGUUCCUCCUACUCCUCACAAAGAUUACUGUGUUUUGAGAUGUUGGAGGACAGAACUUGCAAAAGGAGCUUGUGUAAUUGUUGAAACUUCAGUUGAACACCCUGAAGGCCAAGUUUUAUCCGGAGGAGUUCGUGGCAUUGUCCUGGCCUCCAGGUACCUCAUUGAGCCUUGUGGUUCUGGCCGGAGUAGAGUAGUCCAUCUCUCUCGUGUUGAUACAAAAGGAAGAACUCCUGACUGGUACAACAAAACAUAUGGCCAUAUUUGUGCCCUACACCUCUCGAAAAUAAGGAACUCCUUUAAGCACACAGCUGGUGGUCCAGAGAGUAAAGUAUGAUAUAGAUCACGAUCCCUCUCCAUCGAUGAUGCCGGAGAGGUGAAGCGCAUAGGAAGCGGAUUAUAUAAUUAACAUAAAUGCACUCUCAAUAUAGCUGAGUGCAUUGGAUAACAGUGUGUAUUUAUUUUUUAUUGGCUUUAAAAGUCAUAAGCGCCUUUUUUUUUAAGAAUAAAAAAGGUGUGUACCAUGUACCUGUAGAUAUUGUUAAAUAUGUGAAUGAGUAUUUUAAUCUGAGAAUGUAAGAGUUUUUUGAUUUUUAAUAUGAAGCAUAGUAUGAAUUAAUAUUGUUGAUAUGUGGAAUAUAUAUUAUAUAUAUAAAUGUAUUUUUGUACAGUGUAAAGUCAUUUAUUAUAUUUGAAAUGAAUAAUUUUAUGAUUGUAUUAAAAUACCAAAAAAAAAGUAUUUUAUUUACAAACAAAAUCAUUAUAGUUGUUGAUAAUCAAUAUUAUUUUUUAAAUUACUCUACCAUAGUUUAGUUUGAUUGUUGGGCGAUUAAAUUUAGAAGACAGUCUAGUCAUUAGUUUUUCUUACUAAUUCUUUUGUUUGAUUUUGUUUAUUACAUUUAAUAAUUAUAAUAUGGCUUGAAGGAGGUUUAAUUUGGUAGCUGAAACAUUCUCUGUUAACUUUUUAACUACAUGAAUGGCCAAAAUUCUGUAUUUUCAUAAGGUGUAACUUCAUUGUAAUUUUGUAGUUUUUUGCAGAAACUCAUAACAACAGUUUCAAUCUGAAGCCUGAAAAUUGGUACCAUUUUACUUUUAAAAUUUUAUAUUUAUGUUGUUUUAUCCAAGUAAUUAAAAUAUGUUUGUAUUUUUUUUUUUACAAAGAAGUACUAAACAAAUCUGAAUUUUUUCUUUAUCCAUUUUAAGCCAAUAAUAAAUGAUGUUCAUAGGUCCUAUCAGCGAUUGUUAGUAGUCAUUUUAUUGUAUAGCUCUUUUAAUUUUCAAAACUUCAAUAAUUUUUUUUCGCAACGUAAAUUCUAAUAGGUUCUUUCGCAGCUGCGAUCCUCCUAUUAUUAUCUGAUUAAAAUUACUUCACAUUAAUAUAAAUAACAAGUAUUAAAAUAAAAAAAGAUUAUCUAAAAAAUACAAUUAUUUAGAAGCUAAUAAUUUAUUUACUCUAUGGCUCUCUACAAUGUAAAAUAUUUUAUAUUCUGUGUUUUACUAAAACCAAGAUCCCUAAAUGGUAUGGAUGAAUUUUUUUUUUUUUUUAAUACAGUGGAUUCUUACUAUUAUAGUUGACUCUCAAUAACUUGAAUCUCAAAGGCAAAUGGAAAUAUUUAAGUUAUUAAGCUUUUUGACUAACCAAUAUUUUGAGGUAUUGAGGUCAAAAAUAACUAACUUCAACAUAAUGGACUUCAAAUGUACUAAAAACAUAUUCAACUUUUAAAUAGCCAAGUUCAUUAAACUUUUAUACAUUCCUCCGCAAGCAGUAAAUAAAUAAUAAUAAACAUAGAGUAUUAAACAAAAAGAUCCUUAUUCAUUUUGUGAUUAAUGCAUUACAUAUUUAUUCAUAUACCUAUUUUAUAUGUACAUUCAAUAAUUCAUUUUUUAAACUUAUAUUGCUUAUUUUUCCUUAAAAUGUUUUCCUAAGAAAUAUGGAUUCUUCUUUAAUAAAACAGAAUUGUAUCUUCAAAUGAAUAACUCUACUUAUACUCUGGAAUGCUUCCUUUUUCUACGGAAGUUUAGAAAAACUUUCAUUCACUUUCAAUGAUGUUCAAUUAUUCUAUUACUUCAUACUCAUUUUUUCCUAACCCACAUACUUGAAAUAGAUUAGGAAAAUACAUUGUUGUUAAAUUUCAAAUUACUGCUACUGUAAUGAUAACGUAUGACCUUUCAAAAACAGGACUUCUGUCGACACUUGGAAAAGGAUAAUGAUUUAAAUAGUUUUCCUGAUCUUGUCGACUUUUUAACAAAAUUUCCACUUCCCAUGAUCUGCCCAUCAUGUGUAACCAGUAUAAUAUUACAUCAUUUAGCAGUUGAAUAAAUGUAUUGUGAAGAUAAUAGGUUUAUGAUUAUAACCAGAACUAGUUAUUUAUUUAUACUCAUAAACCAUGUUAUAGCAAGGAUCCACUGUAUUAAUCUUACAAUUUGUUCUUUCAGUUGUAUUAUUUCGUUGUUUAAUUUAAAUGAUAAGUCAGUAUUUUUAAAUAAUGCAACUUUGUAUACAAAAAACAUUAUACAAUAUUUACUUGUGAACCUCCUUGUGAAAGUGUAUAGUAUUCAAAGCUUCCUAAUUGCACAGUGGUUAGUAAAGAUGAUUAUCACAUGGUGGUUUGACUGUGUUUACCCAUUUUUUAAAAAAUUAACUUGUGUCAGUAAAUUUGUCAUUGGUGCUGUUAUUUUCAAUUCAGAAGCCAAUUAAACUUGUAUUUUUGCCCAUUGAAUAGAACCUCAGGGAUAUUGUUUGUGUAUAUAUUUAUAUAUAGGUUUUCAUUUAUAUAUUUUAUUAGGUUAUCAAAAAUAAUUAUGAAUUCCUCUCAUAUCAUAAAAUAUUUUUUUAUUUAAAUUUACAAUCUGUUGGAAGUGUUCAUUAAAUUACUGUGUACUGUAUUCAGUUCCAUUCAGUUCACUGUAGUCAUCAGUAAUAAUUUCUCUUAAUAGUGGAUUUGGAAUCCUCUGUAACUUAUGAUCAUAAUGUUCACUAUCCUAUAUUUAAAAAAAAAAAGGUAUGUUUUCUGUGUCAUUGAUGUUUUAUUGAUAAUGGACAGAAAACACAUUAUGCAAAUAAAGUACCCUAGUUGUUGAAAAAUAUCAAAUAGGAACAAUAAUAUGCGAUAUGAAAUUGUUCAUCAGUCAUAUUAUCUUUUUGGAUGUAGUUUUAUUAUAAAUAAUAUGAUAAAAGAUAUGUGUAUGUAAGAGAUAUUUUUAUUGUAAUUUAUAUGAUAUGUGUAUUGUUUAUAUUAAUAUCUAUUGGACUUGAAAUGCAAUUUUAUUAACUUUUUUUGUGUGUAUAUAUCACAUAUUGGCAAAAUCUAUUAUUUAGAUAUCACAUAUAGUCUGUUUAUUUUUUAAAUGAUCUUAAAAUUUAAAAUGUUAAUACUGUUAAAUACUGCCCACCAAAGUUAAACCUAAUACGAACUGCUUAAACCAAAAAUAAAGUUAGUAUUGUGAAACUUAUUUAUUUAAUAUUUUUUUCAUUUUUGUUUUUCUACUUAUAAUACUUAAAUCAUGAUUUUUUCUGUCUUAAUUUAACAACUCACUAGUCAUUGAUUUAUUUAGAUUUAUAGAAACUUACCCCUUAAUAUUAUCUUAAUGUGCUCAUGUUUUUCCUAAAACAACAGCAUUUUAUGCUUAAUCUCCAAUAUAGUUUAGCAGAAUAUUUCAGUCAUACAUAACAAAAAGAGAAACAUAAGCAGCAACAUUACUGAUUUUAAAUACUUCAGCUAUUGAAAAACUAAUAUUUAUUAACUUCAUAAUCAUAACAUUUUAUCAUUAGUCUUGAUUCUUGUCAAUAAGUAUACAUAUAUAUUUUUUUUCAAGCAUAAGAUUAUUCAUAAUUGUACUCUUAUUGCAAAGCAUGCUUUUUACAAUAAACAACUUCUCUGUAUUUUGUAAACAACUACUCUAUAUUUUAUUACAUAAACAUUGAACUACUUGACACAUUGCUUUGACAAAACUUCCUUUUGAUGAUCAGCUUCUAAAUUUGAAAACUUUAAUGAGAAUCUCUGAAACAUCUAUCAUAUAAGCAUUACUUAGUUGUGGUAAUAAUUUGUGAGCCUACCAUGGCCAGAUUUGAACUGGCACCGUUAGACUUAGGGUUACUAACAUUAUGACUAUAACAAUCUAGACCAUCAUGGCCUCAACUUGGUAGAUAUCAUGUUGUAAUAAUCAUCUAUGAUAUGACAAUUCGCAGCUAGUAGACAUAUAUAUCAUACCAUCAUCAAACGAUCCAGUUUUAGUGUUGUUAUGAGAUCACCUGCCACAACAUGAUAAAACACAUCUACCAUGCAUUCAUAUUCAUAAUUUAUUGCAGUGAUUUUGUUUUUAGUAUAAUUUUGUUCUUACAUUGUAAAUAUAAACCAUUACAGAUUUUAAAAUCAAAUAUUAUUUUAUAUAACUUACUUGAAAUUAUGAAUGGAAUAUUUUAACAGUUCAUAACAAAUACAAAUAGUUGACUAAGAAAUCAACUUCUUGAAUGUUGGUGAUAAAUUUUGUUGGGUAGCAUUUUAAUUCCAUUCCGAAUUCAAAUUAAUAGCCAAUUCAAAUUUUGUAUAUUUAUAACAUUUUUAGUCCAAUUGAUAUCUUUAAAUGUACAGAAUACAUGAACUAACGUUAUUUGUGUACUAUGUAUUUACAAAUUUAAACAUUGUAUAAUUUCCUCGUGUAGAUUAUUAUUAAUUUAAGUUCUUUAUACCAAUUAAUUGAAUUUUUCAACUCAUUUAUGAAUUAUUUGUUCAUAAAUGCUAUUUGCACAUCUUUUAUUACCUUUAUUUUCAUUUCUUCCCUCUUAAAAAUUCUUUUAUUGUUUACCUAAUAUUAGCUAAAAUCUAUAAAUUUUUUCUGACCAAAUUCAAAACCAGCAGGGACCAAGAACAUUUGAAAUGUUGAAAAAUUCAUUAAUUUAAUUUUUAUACAUUGUCUUACGAAGUAAAAAAUAUUACUACAUCACAUGAGACACAUCACAAAAAUUACUGUUUUGUUAGGACCAAGAGUUACCAUUAAUAUUGGUUUUGUAAAUAAUUGAUAUUUAUGAGGUUAUAUAAAUAUAUAACAGUUGUUUAUACCACUAUUUGGAAAAUAUAAAUGUUCAUUAUUUA